AUGAGUUCUACAGUAGCAAAAAAGUUUGUUCCGUUAAUGGAUAGAAUUUUGAUUAGCAAAAUUGUACCGAAAACAACCACAAAGUCAGGGCUGUUUUUGCCAGAAAGUGCAACUGAACCAUCCUAUACGGGAAAAGUAUUAGCAGUUGGUCCGGGUAGAAUAACGAACAAUGGAAAUAAAAUACCUCCCAGUGUAAAAGAAGGUGAUGUCGUCGUGUUACCGGAAUAUGGUGGUUCUUCUUUAAAAAUUGACGGAGAAGAAUUUUUUGUUUAUAGGGAUGAUGAUAUAAUUGGUAUUAUUAAGGAUAAAUGA
Plasmodium malariae is the source of this 312-nucleotide messenger RNA. RefSeq names its product 10 kDa chaperonin, putative. Gene Ontology annotation, cellular component: mitochondrial matrix. NCBI's taxonomy places the organism in Eukaryota, Apicomplexa, Aconoidasida, Haemosporida, Plasmodiidae. Gene Ontology annotation, molecular function: metal ion binding; ATP binding; protein folding chaperone. The record is from RefSeq and is a predicted model, not a curated record. The coding region runs from base 1 to 312 and encodes 103 amino acids. The transcript has 3 exons.